Molecule: messenger RNA, 838 nt
Organism: Erythranthe guttata (spotted monkey flower)
Lineage: Eukaryota; Viridiplantae; Streptophyta; Magnoliopsida; Lamiales; Phrymaceae
Product: Cystatin/monellin superfamily protein
Source: RefSeq, a predicted model, not a curated record
AAUCCCCAAACCCCUUUUUAAAAAUAAAUAAAUAAAUAAAUAAAGACAAAAAAAAAAAAAAUUAUAAACUUUUAGAAGCCGACAAAGGGGGAAAAACGAUUAGGGUUCCGAUAUGGCUUGCUGUGAAUCCGGCGACGGCAUCAAAGUUUCGAAACCGCAAGACAAUCAGGAGAAUUUGGAAACGGUGAAAAAAUUUGCAGAGGUAGAUGUGGGCUGUGUCUGGUACGACGGAGAUCCGACCCGCUGUGAUGGUAAAACAAUGGAUCUUCUCAAGGAAUGUGUCGAUUUAGCUAUUUAUGUCUACAACAAUACACAUUACGUGAAAUACGAUUUUUUGAAGCUGGUGCACGCAACCGGGCAUCUAUCCGGCGGUUUUGCGGUGACUAUAAGGUUUACCGCCGUCGCUAGGCCUGUGUAUGACGAGGACGAUACUCUCAAAACUUUUCGAGCUCGUGUUUCCAUCACACAUAACUAUGUCGAGUUUGUUGAUUUUGUUGACGAGCCUACUGCUAUAGGUGAUCCAUGUUCACAGUAGCUAUACAUAUUUAUUAUAUAGUAUUCUUAUGAAAUAUUAAGUUGUGUUGACUUUAAUCUAAUCGGAAAAACUAUGGUGUGUGGAUGUCAAUGCCACGUGGAUGGCUGGAACAAUGUUUAGCUUUUGUAUUUUCGCAAUUUGCUUGCUAAUGCUGGAUUCUGUGGUUGUCCAAUUUAUGUUUAAUUUCCUCUCUUUGGGAUUCUUCUUUUUUUGUUUAUUUCUGCGGAAUUUGUAAAUUACGAUUUUUCGGCCCAUAUAUAUAUUUAGGGCUGGCGAUCAAACAAAUCUUGAUUUGAGAUCGUU